Messenger RNA from Tachysurus vachellii, 2632 nucleotides. It is a transcript of the gene laptm4b, whose product is annotated as lysosomal protein transmembrane 4 beta. The transcript has 7 exons. The record is from RefSeq and is a predicted model, not a curated record. NCBI's taxonomy places the organism in Eukaryota, Metazoa, Chordata, Actinopteri, Siluriformes, Bagridae. The coding region runs from base 163 to 828 and encodes 221 amino acids. Gene Ontology annotation, cellular component: lysosomal membrane.
GAUGAGCUGAAUUAAUGCUGAGACACGGAGCAGCCCGAACACUGAGCUCUGAACACACGACAAACCGGAUGCUUACACUCUGAAUAGCGCACUGCAAACCAUCGCCAUUACAUCUCUGAGAGGCCUACAUGAUAUAGCUGGGUGUUGUUUUAUAGCAGAAAGAUGAUUUCUCCGUGGGACAGAUGGUACACGACGAGCUGCUGCCUCUGUUGUCAUGUACGGACGGGCACCAUAAUCCUCGGCGUCUGGUACAUGCUCAUCAAUGCCGUGGUCCUGUUGAUCCUGCUGUCUGCUCUAAAUGACCCAGUGCAGUAUCACUACCAUCUCACCAGUGCUGAACUCGGCACAGAUUUGGAUGUCAUGGAUGAUGCAAACAUGUGCAUCGCUGCUGCAAUUUCCCUGCUGAUGAUAUUGAUUUGUGGGAUGGCGACUUACGGUGCUUAUAAGCAACAUGCUGCUUGGAUUAUUCCAUUUUUCUGCUACCAAAUUUUUGACUUUGCCCUUAACACCCUGGUAGCAAUAAGUGUCAUGGUUUACCCGAACACCAUCCAGGACUACCUUGAUCAGUUGCCUGGGACCUUUCCAUACAAAGAGGACCUAAUGUCCACCAACAACAUCUGCCUAUUGUUUGCGGUGCUCGUGUUCAUCGGCUGUAUUUUGGCCUUUAAGGCGUACCUGAUUGCCUGUGUGUGGAACUGCUACAGAUACGUUAGUGGAAGAGGCACCACAGAGGUCUUGGUUUAUGUCACCACUAACGAUACAACAGUGCUGCUCCCAUCCUAUGAAGAGGUUGUCGCUAUUCCUCCGAAGGAGCCUCCACCUGAGUAAAAACACUCAGCAUGAGACAGAUGUUUUCUCUCUCAGAUUUCAUCCGUCUUCUCCCUAAAUAUUCUCCAAAGAAAAGAUUUUUAGUCAGUGUUUCCUAUUUCCCCAACUGAAACCAUCCACUUUUUACUCUGUGACGUCUCUAUCCUUUACUCCCUGAAGGCAGUAGUGUGAUUUGCUCCUCCCUUUGCGAGUCUCCACAGCCUUCCCAGCAGCCCAGUGCUGCGUGUCAGCUCCAAUUUGGAUUUGCACUUUCAGCGUUCAGUGAUUCCGCACGACACUGACCUCCCCCUUUUUUAAAUACUGUGAACUUCUCAGAACUGCUGUCGGCUACUGAAAUACCUGACAUUUAAAUGUGGCAGGUGUAAUAAACGUGCAAGUUACUUAAGAGUAAUUUCCAACCUGCAGUUUUCCCAGGAACCUGAUGAAUGUGGCCACCAGGGUAAUAAUAGCAUUCUCUAAUAUUCAUCUUUAUAACACAGUGAAUUGUGAGAAAUCUUUCAAAAGAUCCACAAUGACCAAUCUACAACAUUUAACAGGUUUCUAACAACAGUAGCCAAUAUUUAGGGUUUCAGUUUCAAAGUUACUAAUACAAAUAAAGUUCAAAUCAUUUCCUAGUGAUUGCUUAAAAGAAAUAUUUGGCAAGUAUUCCAUUUUCAAGAUCAGAAAAAUAACAUGUAUAUAGAUGCAACUUUAUGAUAAGAGUUUCAAUGUGAAAGUAAUCUUGUGAUUUUCACAACAUUAUCUUCAUUAUCUUUCAUCUGAAAACUAAAUCUAAAUGUGGCUAUUUCAGACACAACCCCGUGUUGCUGAUUUGAUUUAAAACCAUACAUCCGGUGGCUUCCAGUCCUAUGCAGAGUCGCCAUGUUGUUUUUGCACAUUAGUCUUAAUAAUUCAUGCUGUACGUUCUCUGAUAAAUAGGGUACUGAAGGAAAGGUAGACUGUAUGUAGCACAGCAAUGUAGUAUUAAAUAUGAAUACGAGUGACAUGAAAAAUCUCCUGAUGUCUUCCCUAGCUUGAUUCUGCUUAAGAUUUGAAAAGAAAUUUCGUAUAUAAAGAGCUAUGCAACAACUAUGCAGAAUUAUCUUCAACCGUACUAUGUUUCAACCCGGAGCACUUUCUUAUCAAUGCCUUAAAUGAAGCCCACAGACUCUUAUUCACUGCUCUGUUAGGUUAUUUCCCAAGAAUUGACAUUUUCUGCUCAUCAGUUAUUUAGAAUAAAGUCACUUGAUGACAUCAGUGAUUAUUCAUUAAAAGCUAUGAUUUAUGUAGCUCUGGUUAGCAAUGGAAGGAAAUUUGCUUCUUAGUAAAUGACAAAAAGGGACAAAAAAUAAUAAACAAAUGACAUAAACCAAUGGGUUUUUAUAUUUUUGCCAUAUUUUCAACAAUGAACCCAUCUCUGGGAUUUUAAACUAUUAUUUAUGAAGCAGUGACAUAAUGUCUGUUUGCUCCAGUUAAGUAUUCAAUACAGAAGAGCUUCGGAUUGAAAUGUAGGAAAAUAUCGCUACAUGCAGUAACCAUUUUGCCAUGAAUCAUAUCGUUAUUCAGAGUCAAUCAAUUUGUCCUGUGAUGUGUUUAGGUUCCUAAAAUCUAACAUUAUAACCUGAUCCAAUCAACACCUUAACUUUAGAAGUGUGUAAAGGAAAAAAUGUUUGUUUAGGGAAAAAAAAGUCAGUUCCGAAAUUUCUUACUGGUUUUUACUGUUGGUCGUAUGUUUUGUCUGUAACUGAGGUGAUUUGACUUGACGUUCUAUCAGCUGCAAUAUUUGUACUGAACAGUUCUUAAAAUUAAAAGAUUCUUACGUUGA